Cordyceps militaris CM01 is the source of this 3174-nucleotide messenger RNA. Its product is annotated as peptidase, putative. The transcript is spliced from 5 exons. Lineage: Eukaryota; Fungi; Ascomycota; Sordariomycetes; Hypocreales; Cordycipitaceae. The coding region runs from base 1 to 3174 and encodes 1057 amino acids. The record is from RefSeq and is a predicted model, not a curated record. Gene Ontology annotation, molecular function: serine-type endopeptidase activity. Gene Ontology annotation, biological process: proteolysis.
AUGGUAUUGUUUUCUGGUCUUCUCGUUCUUACUCUGUGGGUGGUGGACGGGGGAGCGGAUAACCUCACGACGAGACUUCGCUCAGGUAAUGUGACUGAGACUGAGUCCCCUCCGCACCGGAAAGCAACAGGUGGCGGAGCUGAAUCGGUUAUACUGGUCACAACGAGACCAAGUGUGCCGCUGCCUGAGCCGAGUGUGAGUGCGAGUGUGACCAGUGGCGAGGGGACGACGACUGCAAAAAACACCGGCUUCCGUCCUCGGCCAGACAUUAGCAAAGGUCCCCCGCAUCAAUGGACCAAUACAACAACAUGGGCCACCACAACGAGUGGCAGCGCCGAACCGACCUCGAUUCUCCCUGAUCCGCCAUAUACGAGCACGCGCCAACCAUUCCACGCCAAGUGCCCCCCGACCGAGCACUACGUCGCUGAGUUUGAUGCCACCAUCACUCUGUCUGACUGUCAUGGUCCAACCAAUCUCGAAUGGGGCUGUGCCGCAACCACCACGGUAGCCAUAGCAGCGCCCACUGACAAGACGGUUUCGCUGGGGUGUACCGCAUUUACAGGGACGGGCGAAGCGCUGCCAACUUACACGGACUGGCCUCCUGGAGAAAUUGAAUUCGAAGAGGAUGACAGGUCGUCAGAAGACGGACACACUGCCUGUAAUCUAUGGUUUCUCAAUGGUCGAGUCAAGAUCCGCGGUAUACACUGGAAGUUUCCCGGCGGUAUUGUGCUGCCUCCUGGUCCACCGCCCAACAUCAAGCUUCCUCCAGGAAUUACCAUCCCUGGCGGCAAAUUACCCGGUCCUUGGCCACCGGUCACGCUGGGAAGGGAUGGCAAGAUCACAUAUCCCACGAAUGAGCCCACAGAAUGCAAGACCAAGUCCGCAGAGAUUUGCUCAACGACUGAAUCCAUCAUCAUCACGACCACGGCCAACCAGCAACCUCUCACCACCACUUCGACCGUCUCUUCGUGCCAAACAAUUCACGGCUGUCAUGUGGAGGAUGAUGACAGCACCACUACAAAGCAAUGUACCGGCGGCUCAACAACUACCUUAGGUCGUCGAGCGAUACCAGCGGCAACUGCUACGGCACAAGUACCCUUCUCCGUGCUACCAGAGUCAAACCUCCACCUCGGUAGCAGAUACGAGUGUCCUGCUGUUGUGGUGGAUGACUAUAUCAUCUACCCAACAGAUCCUGACAAUGUCCGAUAUCUUGUUGACUACCUUAAAAACACCCCAUCACAGUUGGACAACUCAGUCAAGCUCUGGGAGAAGGCCACGCAAGUCCAUGGAGGCGCAUUCACAGCGUUUUUCUACAUCGAUGAACUGACCAACAUGGAAGCACAGCACAUGAAGUCACUAACGUCUCUAGGGGUCGGUGACUUUUAUGCUAUUGUGGACACCAACAAUGCUGCUGGCUUCACCGGCUCCGGAUCUAACGAGGAUAUAAGACCGCCGGAUCGUGGUCCUUGGGAGCUCUCACAAAUCUCAACCCCCCCUGGGGGAAAAUGGUCCGACGCAUGGGAUAACAAGAACAAUCCGCAGAGGUUUGACUAUGAUGCGGGUGGUCCACUAGGUCGAGGACAGACCAUCUAUCUGGUUGAGGACGACGUCGACCAACGUGCUUUCGAACUCUCAAGUGCCAAAAUACGGUACAUAGACGCUCAAAACUUCCCUCCAAAGCACACAGGUGACCGGUUACUUCGACACGGCACGCAGGUUGGCAGCAUCAUUGUGGGCAAGACGUUGGGUCUGGCGAGGAAUGCAGAGCUCGUCGUAGUGCGCAACUCCAAUAGCUCGCCCAGAGAUCCGAACAUGCACAUCCAUGAUCGGUACUUGGCAAGUCUGGUCGCCAUUCUUGAUGAGAUUGUAUCACUGAGUCCGGCCCAGCUGGCCAAGGUGGUGAUCAAUAUGAGUUUUGGCUGGGAGGAGCGGCAAGUUGAAGAGUACAUGAAAAAGCAGCACUUUGCUAUUCUUUUCUUUGACAAGUUUGGCGUGGCCAUGGUCGCGGCGACACACAAUAAAAAUAAUCAGGGCCCUAUAUACCGCCAAAAGAUAAACGGCUGGCCGAGUCGAUUCGCGGAUCCCAAUGCGCCGCCCCACGAAAAGCUAGAAAACUUGAUUGUCGUGAGUGGCAUCGACAUCAACUCGGUGGUGUCUCCCCUGAACCCGUACAUGAACUGGAUUGCCAUGGCACCUGGAUUCGGAGUUCAUGUUGCCAACGAAGAGUCGAAAACGCUAUCUCUCGCUGAUGGCGCGUCUCUAGCCGCUCCUCACAUCACUGCCCUGAUUGCAUACUGGCGAAGCCUGAACCUGGCUGGCUCCUGGGGUAGCGAGCUCGAAAGGCCAGUCAAUGUGAAAAAGCUCGUCAUGUACAUGCAUCGGUCGCUGGAGUACCGCCGACUUCGAAUCCCCGAUUUACCCGAGGAGAAUCCCAACAAGAUGAGAGUGCCCUUUAUCUGGACGGGUAGCGUGAAAGGAGGAGGGAAUUGCUUGGUUCAGCCCACUCUUGAAGGUUGCCCGCCUGAGCUGAAGGCCAGGUCCAAAAUUGCCGAUUUGAAGCCUCGUGGAGCAGACUGCGCUGGUACUUCGGGAUCUACUCGGAAACGUCAAGGUGACGACUCAUGUCCACUAGUUAGAAGACCAGGCAGCCCGUCCGGCGGAGACGAUGGCGAUACCCUGACCUUCAAGCCGACCAGCACUUCCUCCACCAGCACUUCCUCCACCAGCAUUUCCACUACCAGCACUUCCUCCGCCACUACUUCCUCCGCCACUACUUGGUCAACCGGCAGGGCAGAACCAACAUCAGAUCCUACCCCCUACUAUGACUGCAAGGGAGACGCCUUAUGCUCGACGCUCAAUGUCAAGUUUUGCGACUUGGCCGUGAACAACAUGGAACGCGGGAACAAGAUAUACAUGGCCAGCUCUGGAACGAUUGCCGGGCGUGGAAAUUGCUGGGCAAGCCGGUUCGGCUACGGCUGCAGUGUUCAGAUCCGCGGCAAGGAUGGCAACGGCAAGGACUGCAAGAUAAGCGGUGACAAGAUAUGGGACGCGUACCAGGACAUUCGCAAGGCUGGAGAUUGCCGCAGGUGCGGCUCCAAACAUUUUGGCAACGGGUGCCUCGUGUCCAUCGAUUAUGCUGGCAGCUGCAGCAACAGAAUCGGCGGAGUCAACUAA